This is a messenger RNA of Physella acuta, 757 nucleotides long. RefSeq names its product putative thiopurine S-methyltransferase. Gene Ontology annotation, molecular function: thiopurine S-methyltransferase activity. NCBI's taxonomy places the organism in Eukaryota, Metazoa, Mollusca, Gastropoda, Physidae. The record is from RefSeq and is a predicted model, not a curated record.
GAUAACAGUAAUUAACCUUAAAUUUAAUGGCACGAGUUGAAAAAUGUCUACUGCGGAAGCUGAUACUAAAGACAGGAUGAAGGUGUGGAGUGACAGGUGGCGUGAUGGAGAUAUUGGUUUCCAUGACGGAGUUGUCAACAGAAUGUUGGUUAAACACCUCACUAAACUAAUCCCUGAGGGGAAAGCUAACAAAGUCUUCUUCCCACUUUGUGGUAAAACUGUUGAUAUGAGCUGGCUUGCCAGUCAGGGUUACAAUGUAGUUGGCGUGGACGGGGUGAAGAAGGCACUGGAGGACUUUUUUAAUGAACAAAACAUUGAAUAUUCUGUUGAAGAUGUGCACAACAAUGGAAAAAGUUUCCAGCUGUUGAAGAGUAAAGAUGGACAGAUAAGGCUGUAUUGUACUGACAUCUUUAACUUUACACAUGACGUUGAAGGGACAUUUGAUGCAGUAUGGGACAAGGGAUCCUUGGUUGCACUAAACAGGGAAGAUGUUUCUGGGUAUGUUGAAAAUAUGAAGAAACUCUUAAGUCCCAAUGGCAGGAUUCUAUUGAUGAUUAAGGAAUAUGAUGCUGCAUUAAUGAAAGAUGUUGAAUGGCUGAACAAACCACCACCUCCUUACCCAAUGUCUGAAGAUGAAAUCAAGACACUCUAUGGGCCUAAGUGUGAAGUUCAUCUUAUACAAAGAGACACCUGUAAGGUAAUGGGCAAGGAGUUUAAAGGUGCUCAAGCUGCUGUGUAUAACAUCAUCAAAAAAUAA